Molecule: messenger RNA, 2128 nt
Organism: Xenopus laevis (African clawed frog)
Lineage: Eukaryota; Metazoa; Chordata; Amphibia; Anura; Pipidae
Product: myoneurin
Exons: 8
Coding region: 149-1978 (609 amino acids)
Source: RefSeq, a predicted model, not a curated record
CAGGUUGCACUUGUGUACUCCCACAAGUCGGCUACGUGACGCGUAACUGCGCUUACGUAGUCGUGACGCAACAGUCUCGCGUGAUGAGAUGUGUGGCGUCGGGAUUUCUCUGUAAGACAAGAGGCAUGGAACGCCAGAGGCUGUCAGGAUGGCACUUUCUGAUCACAGCAGACAGUUAUUAGAUACACUAAACAAGCAGAGACAGUCAGGCUUCCUGUGUGACUGCACCAUUCUAAUUGGAGACUUCCACUUCAAAGCUCACAGAAAUGUGCUGGCCUCCUUCAGUGACUAUUUCAGGGCGUAUUUCAAGGACUCGUUGGACAGCAUUGUACUCUUGGAUCAGAUCAAAGUGACACCGUCUGGAUUCCAAACACUCCUGGAUUUCAUUUACAGUGGGAAUUUAAAUUAUGAUAGUUGUAAUUUAGAGGAGAUAAAUCUGGCAGCACAACAUCUGAGAUUAGAGGAUGUAGUUGCAACAUGCAGAACCAAAAUUGAAUCUCUUGUUGGAUUGACCAAACCCAGUGUUACACAUUUGGCUCCUACAAGCAGUAGUCUCGAUGAAAAUGAAUAUUUCACUUCUCUGUAUCCUAGAGAGGCUAUGAAAGUGGACGCAAUAGAAAUCUCUUAUUCACAGAGCAAAGUCAAGAAAGGGAUUAAAGGAAAAAAAUCACAGAAAAUUAAACGGUGGAAAAGACCAUUGCGUUCUCAUCAACAUGUUAAGAAAAAAUCAUCUAAGUGCCAGCUUUCUUCUCCAAAGACCCCCGCUGUUCUCAGUUUGGAUGCAAAGGAGCUUGAACUGAUGGCGGCAGACCAUGUUGCCAAAGAUAAUACUUGCUUGCUGUCCUUUACAUCAGAAAUAGACUGUGAGAUCUUCCUGUCACAAAAUAUUUCCUUGGAAACUGCAACCAUGACACAGCAGAAGCCAGCUAAGUUGCAACAGGACUGUGCUAUGAAAGAACACUGCAUAUCAAAUAUUGCAGAUAUAACCAACGUGUGUACCAUGGAGGGCUGUGAUAAAGAACUGGAUCCGAAAUAUUCCAAAAAUAAACCUGUGUGCAACACUUGCGGCAAAGUGUUUUCUGAAGCCAGCAGCCUGAGGCGGCACAUGCGAAUUCACAAAGGUGUUAAACCUUAUGUGUGUCACCUAUGUGCAAAAGCCUUUACCCAAUGUAACCAGUUAAAAACACAUGUUAGGACCCAUACAGGGGAGAAGCCAUAUCAGUGCAAAAAAUGUGACAAAGGCUUUGCUCAGAAGUGCCAGUUGGUGUUCCACAGCCGGAUGCAUCACGGAGAAGAGAAACCAUAUAAAUGUGACGUGUGUAAUCUACAGUUUGCAACAUCCAGCAAUCUCAAAAUUCAUGCAAGAAAACACAGCGGAGAAAAGCCAUAUGUCUGCGACCGAUGUGGCCAAAGAUUUGCCCAGGCCAGCACUCUGACAUACCAUGUUCGGCGUCACACUGGAGAGAAGCCUUAUGUCUGUGAUACCUGUGGAAAAGCAUUCGCCGUUUCAAGUUCUCUAAUAACCCAUGCGAGGAAACAUACAGGGGAGAAGCCAUAUAUAUGUGGAGUCUGCAGGAAGAGUUUUAUUUCUUCGGGGGAGCUUAAUAAACACUUCAGGUCUCAUACAGGAGAAAGGCCAUUUGUCUGUGAAGUGUGUGGAAAUUCAUAUACUGAUGUUAAAAACCUGAAGAAGCACAAGUUAAAAAUGCACAAGGGAAGUGAAGAGGCUAUAGAAAUGAAAUCAGCGGAGAACUCAAGUAGUAGUGAGGAUUCCACCAGGAAGAGUCCAGAGCCGGAAAGCCUGGAGUUGAAGCCUUCUGAUUUGUUUUUGCCUCUUACUCUGCAUAUUAGCCCAGACGAUCCCCAAAUGUUGCUGCCUGUGUCAGACAAUCGGGGUCUUUCUUCAGAAACACUAUUAAGGGCAUCCGUGCCCAGCUACUCGGAACCCCAGUUCAUUUUUUUGCAACAGAUGUACUAAACAUAACAUUUCUGUAGGAAAGCACUAGUGACAUAUACAGUAGUAUUCGUAUGUGAUAAACAUUGGACUCAAGGCAGCAUUAAUGGAAACAGUUUGCAUUUUUGUGCGUUUGCAACACCCGAAGAACGUUGUAAAGGAGAAGUAAAGCUU